GGAGGAGGAGGAGAACGACAAUGUCCCUGGAGGUCCCCAGGAGGCCCCCCCCUGGGCGCCAGGGGGUGGCCCUCGCAGGGCGGCCGCCCGCGGACCGCGGCGCCCCCCAGAUCGAAGCGUGGCGCGCUGGGCUGCCAGCGUCGGCGCCCGGGGGCGACAUGCCGCUGGGCGCCCGGCCGUGGGCCGACAGGGUCGCGAAGGCCUACUGGAUCGGCACCGUCACCGGCCCCUGGGAGUUCGCGGCGGACGCCGGCCUGGCCGCGGUGCCGAGGCUGCAGCUGCUCCGGCUGGCCGCGGCGCACCCCGACGAGCUGGUGGCGGAGUGGAGCGGCGUGGCGGGCUACGGCAUCAGCUGGGUCAGCGGCCAGUCGCAGCUGCGGGGCGCCCUGGCCGCGGAGGGAGCGCGCGGUGUCCAGAAUUUCACGGGCGUCGAGAAGUCGGAGUACAAGGGGUAUGACCAAUGGGAGAACUUCAAGUACUACGUCAACCUCGACGGCGUCGUCAUGGGUGGGCGGCUCAGCAAGUUGCUGGCCUUGGGCGGCGUCGUCUUGCAGCACCAGGCGGGCUACUACGAGCACGUGGACGCCCUCGCGAGGCCCUGGGAGCACUACGUGCCCAUUGCGUACGACCUCAGCGAUCUGCUGGACAGAGUCAGGUGGCUGCAGGCGCACGACGCCGAGGCGCGCGAGAUCGCCUCGCGCGGGCAAGCCCUGGCGCUGCGGCGCAUGCGCCUGGAGGACCACCUGUGCUACGUGUGGCGCGCGCUCGAGGCCCUCGGCGCGAGGACUGCCGCGGUCGAGGCCAGCGGCGCUGCGGUGGCCGAGCGCCUGGUCGCGGAGGGUUUCCGGCGGCUGGCGGCGAG
Messenger RNA from Prorocentrum cordatum, 862 nucleotides. The record is from the annotation of a GenBank genome assembly. NCBI's taxonomy places the organism in Eukaryota, Dinophyceae, Prorocentrales, Prorocentraceae.